Halteromyces radiatus is the source of this 2517-nucleotide messenger RNA. RefSeq lists its product as uncharacterized. NCBI's taxonomy places the organism in Eukaryota, Fungi, Mucoromycota, Mucoromycetes, Mucorales, Cunninghamellaceae. The record is from RefSeq and is a predicted model, not a curated record. The transcript has 6 exons. Bases 261 to 2378 code for a protein of 705 amino acids.
UCAUAUUUCAAGAUGCUUCGAUAUCUCGUUCGCUUGCUGUUAAGACUUUGGUUGGCACCUACAAGAGAGCAAAGACACCAGGAUAUGAAGAAAAAGGCUGUAGCUUUGAAAUCAUCGAAUGUCAAGCAGGUAUAUCAACGUCAUAUUUGACAAUCAAUACAAUUAGGAUAAAUUUGAUAUUAAUAUAUUUUUUCUCUGUAUAGGCCAAAGAAGACCCAUUGAAGGACGCGAAAGGACGUUGGAACCAUACUCGAAAUGCUAUGCGUCGACAAGAGUGGAAGUUGAAGAAGAUGGGCGAUCAAUUAACCGAUGAACAACGUUGUGCUUAUGAAAAUCGAAUCACAUACUUACGAGGUGUUAUGGAUGCGCUGAAGGCUGAUCGUAUCAAAUUGGAACAAGAAAAAAUAAAAAAGGACACCACCGAUGAAGAUCAGAAAAAGCAAGAUGAUGACAACUUGGAAUUGAAUGAUGAUUUAGAUGUCCUUGCCGUACAUGAUGAUCUUGAUACUACUGGAUAUGAAUUGGACGACUUGCAGCUACCAUCAAUCAAUAAUGACGUCUCUGCUCGCAGAAUUGGAUCUUUGGGAGGCAUCCUUGUACAUAUGCUCUUAUCAGAAAAAGCAAGCACUCUUGAUGCAACACUGUUGAAAGACCAUGCCAAGAGAUUGGAUUUAUUAGACAAGGAAAUUCGUGCCAGGCAAACCGUCUACCGUUAUCUCAAGCUUUUCAUUGUUGGUGAUGACAAGCCAAAGUAUUUUAGACUGAACAUGAUCAUCUUUGGCAACGAGGUGUUGCGUCUUUGUGGCUACCAACAAUUUUGCAUGCGCUAUUCUCCAAUCGUAUCACAGGCGUCUAUUUACUCUUUGUCUCUUGAUGCACCAUCUUUAUAUGAACUUUUUGGAAAAACACUUGACAUGGCCAAGAAAGGAAUCACAAGCAUUGCGUUGUCACGUCACAAAAAACGAGAUGUCUUUGAUUGUCUGUUUGAUUUGAACGUCGUGGACUCCAUUUGCAAGAAGAAUGGCCUCGAAUUUGUGUAUCGCAUGGAUAUUACCCCUGCUAACGACACCUCCUUGAUUGGGAUUACAAAGAAACCACGACAACAAUCAUUAUAUCAACAACGGCUCAAGUUUUCCGAGGAUAUUAUAUCGAACGAAUUCCAGACGGUCCAUACUCUCGAUACGAUCACCAAUAAUAUCAACAAGUUGGAAAAGGACCAAGUGAAUGCUGCGAAACUGAAGCGAUCUUUUACCAAGCAGCUAGAUGAUCAUCGCAAGGUGAUGCGGGAGGAAAAAGCGCAGGCGAAAGAAACCGAGAAUAUCGACAAUGUUUUUACUAGCAAGCUUUUCGAAGAUGUAGGCAAAGAAAAGGAAUUGAAACGACAGAAACAGGCGGCCACUCAAGCAGUGCAUAGAAUUCAAGAUGAAUUGGCAGUGAAUCGGAAAAUACGCUAUCAGUUGGAAAAGAAUCGUAGAAAGCAACGGCCAAAGACGAAAAAAACAUCUCCUCCUCCACCUUCAAAAAUUACGCCAACAUCAAGAAUGGAAGAAAGCCCGAAACAUGUGACAUUGGAUUUCGAUAUCAAAAACUGCAUCAUUACAGGGACAGACUAUGGUGUAGCUACUUUAGCAACUACUGUAGGACAUACGGUGGAGCAAUUGGAUUCCAUACAAAACGGCAAAUUUGUCAAGCUACAAAGACCAACCACCAUGACGGCAAAGGACAUUGAAUGGAAAACUGGACGAUAUCACUUCCGGAAAAAGCUUGAACGGAAAAAAAAGAGCACAGACGCUGGUAAAGAAGCUACAAUUGCGGAGAAAAUAGUGGGUGAAAAUACGAUGUACAAGGCAAAAGAUGCUGUCGAUUUGAUUCAAAGAUAUGACAAAAUACGUGAUCAAGGCUCAAUUCUGCGAAAAUUUUACGGUUCAAAGUGGAUCAGACGCCAACAACGAUUAAUGCAGUGGAGAAAGAAGUACACGUUAAAGGAGAUGAUCAAACGAGAACGACAAACGUUAGCAGGCAAGAAUAUUUUAAUUCGAGCUAUUGGAGACGCCGGGACUGGGGUAGGAUCGCGCAUCAAAGGUCAUCUCAAGUAUGGUGGCAAAUGGCAUAGACGUCUUUGUAGUCAGCACGGUGUUGUCCUUGUUACGAAUGAACAUCGUACUUCAAUGAUCUGUCCUUUCUGUUAUGGUAGAAUAGUUCACCCGAGAAAGAAGAAAAAUGGCAAGAUUUUAACAAAUAAUGGCACAUCAAAUUGUAUGAACCCAAAUUGUGAAUCUUAUAAACAAUGUAAAAACUCUUUUGGACGAGACACUCUAUCAUCAACAUGCAUUGCUCUCCGGUGCUACGGUCAAAUCAUUGGACAAGAUUUUUUGUGAUUGGUUUUUCUUUUUACAAUAUACUGAACAAAGUCCACGCCAUGUGGUGUGAGGCGGCGGCUCCGUUAUUACGACGUCUGACAACAGCUUCGGCUGAAAACAGUGUAUAAUCUUUUGUUUCAAGUUUCCUUUAGUUUUU